Grammomys surdaster is the source of this 1849-nucleotide messenger RNA. It is a transcript of the gene Tor3a, whose product is annotated as torsin family 3 member A. The transcript has 6 exons. Gene Ontology annotation, molecular function: ATP hydrolysis activity; ATP binding. Gene Ontology annotation, cellular component: endoplasmic reticulum lumen; nuclear envelope. The record is from RefSeq and is a predicted model, not a curated record. Lineage: Eukaryota; Metazoa; Chordata; Mammalia; Rodentia; Muridae. Bases 10 to 1191 code for a protein of 393 amino acids.
GCUCCGGUCAUGUUGUUUCGUGGUGCUCUCUGGUUGCUGCUGCUCCUGCCGCUGCGCCCCCCGGGAGUGCAGGGCCGCCGCGGUGCCACGAGCUCAGGGCAGGAGGCCGACGAACCCACCCCUUGGCCGAGCAUCCAACGCCUGCAGGAGCAGCUGAGGACGGCCGGGGCCCUCUCCAAACGGUACUGGACGCUCUUCAGCUGCACCUUGUGGCCCGAUCACUGUGAAGACCACGAGACCCCCGUGCCGCCGCUGGGCUGGAGCCUUCCUCUAUGGGGCCGGCGGUCGCUGGAUAUGCUCACUGCGUGGAUCUGCCGCUUUCAGGACUGCUGCAGCGGUGGGGAUUGCAGGAUCUCCAACAACUUGACAGGCUUAGAAUCGGACUUGCGUGUGCGACUUCACGGCCAGCAUCUCGCUAGCAAGCUGGUCCUAAGAGCAGUAAAGGGCUACUUAGAGAUGCCCCAAGUAAGCAAGGCCCUGGCUCUGUCAUUCCAUGGCUGGUCUGGCACAGGCAAGAACUUCGUGGCAAGGAUGCUGGUGGACAACCUGUAUCGGGACGGAAUGAGGAGUGACUGUGUCAAGAUGUUUAUCUCUACCUUCCAUUUUCCACACCCCAAGUAUGUGGACAUGUACAAGGAGGAGUUGCAGAGGCAGAUGCAGGAGACGCAGCGGCGCUGCCAACAGAGCACGUUCAUCUUUGACGAAGCAGAGAAGCUGCACCCGGGGCUGCUGGAGUUGCUUGAACCCUACCUGGAACGGAGGAGCCCCGAGGCCUAUGGAGCUGAGGCGCCCCGAGCCAUCUUCCUCUUUCUCAGUAACCUUGGAGGCAGUGUCAUCAAGGAGGUAGUCCUGGGUUUGCUUAAGGAUGGAUGGUCCAGGGAGGAAAUUACGAUGCAGCACUUGGAGAUGCCCCUUCAGGCUGAGAUCAUGAAGUCUGCAGACAGCAGCUUUGGCUCCAGCUGUCUCCUGAAGGAACACCUUGUUGACCUCUUUAUCCCCUUCCUGCCACUGGAGUACCGCCAUGUGAGGCUGUGUGUCCGAGAUGCCUUCCUGGGCCAGGAUCUCCCAUACACAGAAGAGGCCCUGGAUGAAAUCGCCAAGAUGAUGACAUACGUCCCCGAGGAAGAGCGGCUUUUCUCCUCUCAGGGCUGCAAAUCCAUUUCCCAGAGAAUCAACCUCUUCUUGCCUUGAAAGUGACUCCUGUGCACCCUAAAUAAUCUUCCUCUUCCAGAGACACUCAUCUGCCAGGUAUCCUGGUGUCUAACAACCACUGCUUUCAGCUACUGUGCAGAAGGCAGUUCCUAACAGAGGAAGUUUCUAAAAACCACUUGGUGCCUUAAAAACCUACAUUCUAGACAUUCUAGACUGCGUGUCAGAAAGUCAGGAAGCCAGUGGAAGGUCCAAGUACCAGAGGGUCCUCAGAACACUCCCUAUAGUCUCUUGGCACCAUAGCUCUUCCUGGAAGGCAGCUGGAGUGGAGUAUGAGCCUGAGGCUCCAGGAUCUUUGGGCAACAGAACAAGGAAGAUGGAAGAUGUGUGGACCAACAGGAGUGUGGCCUGGGUCUACAGAUUUGGCUGGCUUUCCGAGGUGGGGAGAGGGGCAGCUUCUGCAUGUGAGCAGACCAGCAAAGGGUCUUAGGCUAAAGGAAAAACCACAUUUUCAAAACAUGAUGGGUGUGGCUAAUACAGAAGACGGAGCUAAAGAAGCCUGAGCUGCCUAGUUUGAGCAGCCAGCCAGGCUUCAACAAACAAAAAACAGGAGGUGUGUAGCUAAGGCAUGUUCUGUUCUGUAGAUUGAAAACUUUAAGAGGCCUCAUCAUGUGUAAUUAAAUUUUGUAUUUUUCUAAUA